UCCAUCCAUUCAACUCACCCUCCUUCCUACCAAACAUAGCCUAGGUCUUUAAUAAUUAAUGAGUAGAUUAAUAAUGAGCAUAUUUAAAAAAGACCGCGUUUGUUAGGAACUUUCGUAGCAGUUCAUAAAAAUGAACCACAUAUUCUCUUUCUCUCCUUUUUCCAUUAACCUUCCUCCCAAACAAACCUAUAAAAUUAUUAAUUUUCUAACAUAAAUACAUAUACCUCAGAGCUUCACAAAAUUCAUCACUUACGUACGUCUACAAUGGCCAAGUCUUACUCUUCCUCAUCAUCAUCAUCAUCAUCGCCAACUAUCGAAAUGACUAUCUUAUCAGGGGAAAGCCUCAGGAUCGACAAUAGAUUUAUCAAGAAAAACGCCUUCGUCAUCGUUCGAUCCAAUAGCAGAAACGUUUUCCAAACAACCGAGAUCGAUACCAAAGGCGGUAGCAACCCAAACUGGAAUGAGAAACUCGUCCUUGACUUACCGGCCGUCCACCACGCUGCGGCAUUGACCGUCGAGGUACACUGCAGAACGGCGAUCGGAAAUAGACUCGUCGGAACUGCUUCGGUUCCGGUGUCCGACUUUUCCGGUGGGUACCUACCGGAGAAUUACUUACAUUUCUUAAGUUACAGAUUGAGAGACCAGAAUGGGGAAAGGAACGGGAUUAUCAAUCUUUCAGUGAAAACGAAGUCGGAGUAUCGAUCGUGCGCGGCUUCGUCUUCUGCGUCGAUGGGGUCGUCUUCUGUGGUUGGAGUUCCGGCCGGGAAGAAUAAUAUGAGUGGUGUUGUGACUGGGUUUCCCGUUUGGUCCGCCUCAUAUUAAUGGAAAAUUAAAUUUGGAAGGAAAUUUUCUAAGAAUAACAACGAAUAACUAUUUUGAGUUAUUUCAAAAAUUGAUAGAAAAUAACAACUAUUCCAGUGGAAAAUAUCAAUAACAAUUAUUUUUAACUCGUUUCAAUAUAUCAUAAGAAGAAACAGUAAUUCAUUCUAGUGUAAUUAUUUUGUUUGACAAAAUCGUCAGCUUUGUGGGUG
This is a messenger RNA of Cannabis sativa, 1031 nucleotides long. Its product is annotated as BON1-associated protein 2. NCBI's taxonomy places the organism in Eukaryota, Viridiplantae, Streptophyta, Magnoliopsida, Rosales, Cannabaceae. The transcript has a single exon. Gene Ontology annotation, biological process: defense response. The record is from RefSeq and is a predicted model, not a curated record. Bases 265 to 822 code for a protein of 185 amino acids.